GGGAGGCGCCGGCCGGAGCCGCCGCAGCACGGACACAUCUGGCCAGGGCCGGCGAUCCCGGGUGCAGCGAUGUCGGAAGCCGUGGAUCUGUCCUUCCUGUCGGACGUGGAGAAAGAAUUGAUCCUGCAGGUCCUGCAGCGCGACGAGGAGCUCCGUAAAGCAGAAGAGAGGAGGAUCAGGCGCCUGAAGAAUGAGCUACUGGAGAUCCGGCGCAAGGGAGCCAAGCGGGGCAGCCAGCGGUACAGCGAGCGGACCUGCGCCCGCUGCCAGCAGAGCCUGAGCCGUGUCAGCCCCAAGGCCAACACGUGCCGGGGCUGCAACCACUUGGUGUGUCGGGACUGCCGUUCCUACAGCCCCAACAGCUCCUGGCGCUGCAAAGUCUGCACCAAGGAGGCUGAGCUGAAGAAAACAACGGGUGACUGGUUCUUCGACCAGAGGGUCAACCGCUUCGCCAACCACCUGGGCAGCGACAUGGUGCGGCUGUCCCUGCGGCACAGGCCGGCAGCCAGCAAAAGAGAGACUGUGGGACAAACCCUCCUCCAGAAAGCUCAGCUUGGUGAGCCCAAAAGCUCCUCUGUAGCCCGGCAGCCGAGCCCCUCUGCACCCCGGGAGGGGUCCAGUUUGUUUCCAGAUGCCUCAGACCCUCGGGAUGGCAAAAGUGACACAGAGUCCAUGGAAAACAUGAGCCUGGAUGGCUACAGAUCUAGUCCUGGUGAUGGGGGGGGCAGGAGUAACUCUCUGGAGAGAGCCAUCCCUGGAAAACAGGUUGCUGCACCAGCAGGACCUGCUGCCUCCAGCCUGACCCUCCCUCUCCGCUCCAAAAACGCUUACUCUGACGGACGGGAUGCCACUGCGGGAACCCGCAGCAGCGCCUUGGUGGACGAACAUGAAACGAUAUUCAAGAAGAACCCCCGGCGGGUGGUGAGGCCUGCAGACUACACCAAGUCAGUGAUCGACCUGCGCCCCGAGGACUUCAUGGGGGAUGGUGGAUCUUUGGGGGACAGGAGCAAGUCGGUCCCUGGCCUCAACAUGGAGCUGGAGGAGGAAGAGGAGGACAUCGAUAACCUGGUGGAGAUCCAUCGUCAGCGGGUGGCCCGGGGCAGCAUGCGCAGUGGCACCUCCUCAAGCACGCUGGGGAGCAUGGUCAGCAUUUACAGCGAGGCCGGCGACUUCGGCAGCGUGGCGGUCACUGGAGGCAUCUCCUUCUCCCUGAGCUAUGAGCAGAAGACGCAGACCUUGUUCAUCCAUGUGAAGGAGUGUCGCCAGCUGGCCUACGGGGACGAGGGCAGGAAGCGCUCCAACCCGUAUGUGAAGACCUACCUCCUGCCUGACAAAUCCCGGCAGGGGAAACGCAAGACAACGAUCAAACGCAACACCAUCAACCCUCUGUACAAUGAGCUGCUGAAGUACGAGGUUAGCAAGUCCCUCCUGCUCACGAGGACACUGCAGUUCUCGGUCUGGCACCACGAUCGCUUUGGCCGCAACACAUUCCUGGGGGAGGUGGAAGUCCCACUGGAUGCUUGGAACUUUGACAGCCACCUGGAGGAGUUCCUGCCCCUGCAUGGCAAGACUGGGGCAGAUGCUGCUGGUCUCCUCCAGUACAAGGGAGAGUUGGUUGUCUCCAUGAAGUACAUCCCAUCUGUCAAGCACCCCGGGGCUGGGAAUGGCAGGAAAGGCAAAACGGGGGAAGGUGGUGAGCUCCAGGUCUGGAUCAAAGAAGCCAAGAACCUCACAGCUGCCAAAUCUGGGGGGACCUCAGACAGCUUUGUCAAAGGCUACCUCCUGCCGCACAAAAACAAAGCCUCCAAGAGGAAGACGCCUGUGGUGAAGAAGACCCUGAACCCUCAUUACAACCACACCUUUGUCUACAAUGGUAUCAACCCCGAGGACCUGCAGCACAUCUGCCUGGAGCUGACAGUCUGGGACCGGGAGCCACUGUCCAGCAAUGACUUCCUCGGGGGUGUCCGUCUGGGGGUGGGCAAUGGCAUGAGCAAUGGGCAGGCUGUGGACUGGAUGGACUCCAUGGGUGAGGAGCUGAACCUGUGGCAGAAGAUGUGCCAGUAUCCGGGCUCCUGGGCAGAGGGGACACUCCAGCUCCGCUCCACCAUGGCCAAGCUGAGGCCAUAGGCUGCAGCACCGGCACCUGGACUCGGCUGAGGGCUGGCACCACUGCUCCGGAGCCACUCUUACUGCAGGGCUUGGCAGGGCUGCCAAAUGUGGUUGUGUUAUUAUUUUUUCUUCUUUAAUAAACAUGACCUUCUCUAAA
Corapipo altera (White-ruffed manakin) is the source of this 2266-nucleotide messenger RNA. It is a transcript of the gene SYTL4, whose product is annotated as synaptotagmin like 4. The record is from RefSeq and is a predicted model, not a curated record. Gene Ontology annotation, biological process: intracellular protein transport; exocytosis. Gene Ontology annotation, molecular function: small GTPase binding; phospholipid binding; neurexin family protein binding. The transcript has 17 exons. Gene Ontology annotation, cellular component: plasma membrane; exocytic vesicle. Bases 70 to 2127 code for a protein of 685 amino acids. Lineage: Eukaryota; Metazoa; Chordata; Aves; Passeriformes; Pipridae.